Angiostrongylus costaricensis is the source of this 267-nucleotide messenger RNA. The record is from the annotation of a GenBank genome assembly. NCBI's taxonomy places the organism in Eukaryota, Metazoa, Nematoda, Chromadorea, Rhabditida, Metastrongylidae.
AUGUCUCCGUCUGUGAAGCACUUCGAGUUCGUGAAUGAGCCAGUGCGUGACAAGCCAGUUUCAGCAGUUGCAGGAAUCGCACACAAACCGUGUAAGAUCUUCGUCGAUCUUGGAUACGAUGGGGUCAAUACUGGAAUACUAAGUGACGUAUAUUCUAUUCGGGCAAUUCCUCAUUUGCAGAAAGGAGAGGUCGUUCAUCGAAUGGCUAUAGAUUAUCCAUUUGAUCUUGAAGAUCCACUGGACCUCAACACUCGUGAAGCGACGUAG